This is a messenger RNA of Orcinus orca (killer whale), 8628 nucleotides long. RefSeq names its product multiple C2 and transmembrane domain containing 1 (gene MCTP1). The record is from RefSeq and is a predicted model, not a curated record. The coding region runs from base 152 to 2761 and encodes 869 amino acids. Gene Ontology annotation, cellular component: synaptic vesicle membrane. Gene Ontology annotation, molecular function: calcium ion binding. The transcript has 20 exons. Gene Ontology annotation, biological process: regulation of neurotransmitter secretion. NCBI's taxonomy places the organism in Eukaryota, Metazoa, Chordata, Mammalia, Artiodactyla, Delphinidae.
UUUUCCACGCUCUGGCCUGAAGCCGCCGGUCACUCCCGGCUUCUGCUGCUGCGUCCGCCGUCGUCGCUGCCACCGCGGGGCUCCGGGAGGAGACGCAGCCGGAGCGGACGGAGAAGAAGGAGGAGGGGAGCGGAGGAGCAGGGGGUGAAGGAUGGAGCCCCCGGCUGCCGCGGCGGGCUCGCCCGAGCCUGCGGCGGCGUCCUCUUCCUUCCAGGCCCGGCUCUGGAAGAACCUGCAGCUAGGGGUGGGCAAGAGCAAGGGCGGCUGGGGCGGGCGCGCGGGGGUACCCGAGCGCCGCACUGCGGACACCCCGUCGCCCUCCCCGCCACCCCCGGGGGGUAGGCGGGACGCACUGGCCGGCUUGGGUGGCGCGGGCAGCAGGUGGAGCGGCUUCAAGAAACGGAAGCAUGUGCUGGACCGCGUCUUUUCCUCCUCCCAGCCCAACCUGUGCUGCUCCUCGCCGGAGCCUCUCGAGCCCGAGGGUGCGAGCAGAGCGGAGCAGGGGUCAACGCUGCGCCGCCGGAUCCGCGAGCAUUUGCUUCCCGCGGGCAGGGGCCCGGUGGCAGCCGCCGGAGCAGCCGGAGUGACGCCUCCUGGCGGACGCUCUCCGGACUCAGCUUGCUCUUCGUCCUCUGCCUCAUCCUCCCUGUCCUCCUCACCCCAGCCGCCCCCGAGGGGGGACCGCGCCCGAGAUGAGGGUGCACGGCGUCGGGGCACCGCGGCGCACUUGUGCCAUCAGAAGAGUUCCUCCCUGCCGGGCACCGCCUGCUUGGAGCAGCUGCUGGAGCCGCCGCCGCCGCCUCGAGCUGAGCCAGCACGGAGCCGAGCAGAGCCGCGAACCACGAAGGGCGAGGCGCGCGGCAGCAGACGGAAAAUAAAUACUGCUGGAACCAGUAAUACAGAUGUCCCCUUGGCUGUUCCCGGAAUGUACCAAUUGGACAUUACAUUAAGAAGGGGUCAGAGUUUAGCUGCCCGAGAUCGAGGAGGGACAAGUGAUCCAUACGUGAAGUUUAAAAUUGGAGGAAAAGAAGUUUUUAGAAGUAAAAUAAUACACAAGAGCCUCAAUCCUGUGUGGGAGGAGAAAGCUUGCCUUCUUGUUGAACAUCUUAAGGAACCAUUGUACAUAAAGGUAUUUGACUAUGACUUUGGACUACAGGAUGACUUUAUGGGCUCAGCCUUUCUGGAUCUCACACAAUUGGAGUUAAACAGGCCCACGGAUGUGACCGUCACACUGAAAGAUCCCCGCUAUCCUGACCAUGAUCUUGGAAUCAUUUUGCUCUCAGUCGUCCUUACCCCUAAGGAAGGAGAACACAGGGAUGUGCAGAGUUCAAUCCACAGCUUUCUUCAUUGGAGGAUUUAUGAAAUAAAAACAAUGCUAAUGAGGAAGAGUUGGAAAAGAUCAAGUAAGGAACUCUCAGAAAACGAAGUGGUUGGAUCUUAUUUCUCUGUGAAGUCUUUCUUUUGGAGGUUUCAGACCCAAAGUUUACGUCUGUCAGACGUACACAGAAAACCACAUCUUUGGAGAGGUAUAGUCAGCAUCACAUUGAUUGAGGGGCGAGACCUCAAGGCGAUGGAUUCAAAUGGGUUGAGUGACCCCUAUGUGAAGUUCCGGCUUGGACAUCAGAAGUACAAGAGCAAGAUUAUGCCAAAAACUUUGAAUCCUCAGUGGAGAGAACAAUUUGAUUUUCAUCUCUAUGAAAAAAGAGGCGGAAUCAUUGAUAUCACUGCAUGGGACAGAGACGCUGGGAAAAGGGAUGACUUUAUUGGCAGGUGCCAGAUCGACCUGUCAGCUCUCAGUAGGGAACAGACACACAAGCUAGUGUUGCAGCUGGAGGAAGGGGAGGGGCACCUGGUGUUGCUGGUCACCCUGACGGCUUCGGCCACAGUCAGCAUCUCUGACCUCUCCAUCAACUCCCUGGAGGACCCGAAAGAACGCGAGGAAAUAUUAAAGAGAUAUAGCCCAUUGCGGAUAUUUCACAACCUGAAAGAUGUGGGAUUCCUCCAGGUGAAAGUGAUCAGAGCAGAAGGGUUAAUGGCCGCUGAUGUCACAGGUAAAAGUGACCCGUUUUGUGUGGUUGAACUGAACAAUGAUAGGCUGCUAACACACACUGUCUACAAAAAUCUCAAUCCUGAGUGGAACAAAGUCUUCACAUUCAACAUUAAAGAUAUCCAUUCAGUUCUUGAAGUGACAGUUUAUGAUGAAGAUCGGGAUCGAAGUGCUGACUUUCUGGGCAAAGUUGCUAUACCAUUGCUGUCCAUUCAAAAUGGUGAACAGAAAGCCUACGUCUUGAAAAACAAGCAGCUGACAGGGCCAACAAAGGGGGUCAUCUAUCUUGAAAUAGAUGUGAUUUUUAAUGCUGUGAAAGCCAGCUUACGAACAUUAAUACCCAAAGAACAGAAGUACAUUGAAGAGGAAAACAGACUCUCUAAACAGCUGCUACUAAGAAACUUUAUCAGAAUGAAGCGUUGUGUCAUGGUGCUCGUAAAUGCUGCAUACUACAUUAAUAGUUGCUUUGACUGGGAUUCACCCGCAAGGAGCCUCGCUGCUUUUGUGCUCUUUCUCUUUGUUGUCUGGAACUUUGAGCUCUACAUGAUACCAAUGGUUUUGUUGUUACUAUUGACAUGGAACUACUUCUUGAUAAUAUCAGGGAAAGAUAACAGGCAACGAGAUACAGUAGUGGAGGACAUGCUAGAGGACGAGGAAGAAGAAGAUGACAAAGAUGACAAGCCAUUAUGUCAAGCUUACUGUGUUUCAAGAUAAGUAGCUACAAUGAAUGAAAUAUAUCUCAGUUACGUCAGAACACAGAUUAUUUGCCUUACUUCUCAAGAUCUGUAUUUUCUGGUUUGAUCCUCCAGCCCUAAACAUGUAUAUAAUAUACCCAAGAUGCAUACAUCUCUGCAUCUCAAAUUAACUGUGAGGGGGGGAAGAAAGAGAUAACUCUAAUAAGUAAGUGGUAUGAGAGGAGCUUUUAAUCUGACAAAACAGUAUUUUCUAGUUAUAGUCAAUGAAAUAACUACAUGGUGGGGAAAUGGAUUAAAGCUUUGGAGAAAGGCAGGAAAGGAGGAGACAAAAAAAAAUCCUAACUUAUCUUUAAGUGGAAUACCAUUGUAUUAGCUUAUUAGUAUUUUAUUUUUUGUUUAUUAUUUUAUUAUUAUUUAUUUUAUUUUAAAAUUUUGUGGUUAGUAUUUAUUAGUAGUAUUAUUGGUGUUAUUGCUGCAUAACAAAUUAUCACAAACUUAGAGGCUUUUUUAAUUUUAAAAUAUUUAUUUGCUAGGACUAGUAAUAGUUCAUUAUAAAAUAUUAAAAUAGGAUUUCUUUUUUUCAUAUUUUAAUUUUAUUGGAGUAUAGUUGAUUUACAAUGUUGUGUUAGUUUCAGGUGGACAGCAAAGUGAUUCAGUUAUACAUAUACAUAUAGUCAUUCUUUUUUAGAUUCUUUUCUCAUAUAGGUUAUCACAGAAUAUUGAGUAGACUUCCCUGUGCUAUACAGUAGGUCCUUGUUGGUUAAAUCUACCUUAUAUAUAGUAGUGUGUGUAUGUUCAUCCCAAGCUCCUGAUUUAUCCCUCCCCCCCCCUCGUUUCCCCUUUGGUAACUGUAAGUUUGCUUUUGGUAUCUGUAAAUCUAUUUCUGUUGUGUAAAUAUGUUCAUUUGUAUCUUUUUAAAUUAGAUUCCACAUAUGAGUGAUAUCAUAUGCUAUUUCUCUUUCUCUGUCUGACUUUCUUCACUUAGUAUGAUAAUGUCUAGUUCCAUCCAUGUUGCUGCAAAUAGCAUUAUUUCAUUCUUUUUUAUGGCUGAGUAAUAAUAUUCCAUCGUAUAUAUGUACCACAUCUUCUUUAUCCAUUCCUCUGUUGAUGGACAUUUAGGUUGCUUCCAUGUCUUGGCUAUUGUAAAUAGCGCUGCAGUGAGCAUUGGCGUGCGUGUAUCCUUUCGGAUUGUGGUUUUGUCUGGAUAUAUGCCCAGGAGUUGGAUUGCCGGAUCAUAUCGUAGCUCUAUUUUAAGUUUUUUAAGGAACCUCCAUAGUGUUCUCCAUAGUGGCUGCACCAGUUUACAUUCCCACCAACAGUGUAGGAGGGUUCCCUUUUCUCCACACCCGCUCCAGCAUUUGUUAUUUGUAGACUUUUUGAUGAUGGUCAUUCUGACUGGUAUGAGGUGAUACUUCAUUGUAGUUUCGACUUGCGUUUCUCUAAUAAUUAGUGAUGUUGAGCAUCUUUUCAUGUGUUUUUUGGCCAUCUGUAUCUCUUCUUUGGAAAAAUGUCUAUUUAGAUCUUCUGCCCAGUUUUUGAUUGGAUUGUUUGUUUUUUUGACAUAGAGCUGCAUGAGCUGCUUGUAUGUUUUGGAAAUUAAUCCCUUGUCAGUUGCUUCAUUUGCAAAUAUUUUCUCCCAUUUUGUAGGUUGUCUUUUCAGUUUGUUGAUGGUUUCCUUUGCUCUGCAGAAGCUUUUAAGUUUAAUUAGGUCCCAUUUGUUUAUUUAUGUUUUCAUUUUCAUUAUUCUAGGAGGUGGAUCAAAAAAGAUAUUAUAGUGAUUUAUGUCAAAGAGUGUUCUGCCUAUAUUUUCCUCUAAGAGUUUUAUAGUGGCUGACCUUACAUUUAGGUCUUUGAUCCACUUCGAGUUUAUUUUUGCAUAUGGUGUUUGGGAGUAUUCUCAUUUCAUGCUUUUACAUGUAGCUGUCCAGUUUUUCCUGUACCACUCAUUGAAUAGACUGUCUUUUCUUCAUUGUAUAUUCUUGUCUCCCUUGUCGUAGAAUAAUUGACCAUAGUGUGUGAGUUUAUUUCUGGUUUAAAACCAUACGCAUUUAUUAGCUCUCAGUUCAGUAGAUCAGAAGUCCAGGUGUGGCUCAACUGGGUUCUCUGCUCAGUCUCACACUCAGGUAUCAGUCAAGCUGAGUUCCUGUCUAGAGGCUCUGCAGAAAAAUCCACUUUCAAGCUCAUUUAGUUUGUUGGUAGAAUGAAGUUCCUUGUAGUUGAAGGACUGAAGCCCUUGCUUUCUUGUUGGCUUUCUGCUCUUCGUCUCCACUUUCCAUGGCCCCAUCCAUCUUUAUAUCCAUCAGUGGAGAAUCACCCCUGUCUCAAAUCUCUUUCAUACUUCAAAUCUGUUUCUUCAGGAAGAACCCCGUUGUUUUAAGGGCUCGCCUGAUUAGGUCAGGCCCACCAAAGAUAAUCUCCCUUUUUAAAGUGAACUGUGCCGUGUAACAUAACCUAAUCAUAGGAAUAACUAUCCCAUCAUAUUCCAAAAUCCCCCUCACACACAAAGGCAGGGGAUUAUUCAGGCCAUAUACACCAAGAGGUAGGAAUCUUGGCAGCCAUCUUAGAAUUCUGCCUGAUACAACCAUCUAGUCCCACCCGUGCUCUAGAACAAAAAUGGAACAGUCUUUCCAUUUCUUGUUUUGCUAGACCCUGAUAUAACUAUCCUAAAGUAGAGAAAUUAGAAAAGCCUGCCUGCCUAGACACGUCCUUUCAAACAUUAUAGGAAACAUCUCAUACCAGAGGUAUAAACUGAGAUAUAUUUUAUAGUCAUAGUACAAUAUGUUCCACUUGCUUAUUAUCUAAUUCACCUCUGCAGUGAGGGCAGUUGGGCAUGCAGAAAGCCCGACGGGCUCUUUACCCUUGUUGCUUCCUUCUGGGGAGAAGAGCAAAUAAGAAUAAAAUUGGCAAAAAGUGGGAAAGGGUCCAUUCCUCCUAUUGGGAACCUGUUGAUGCCUGGGCCCACUGAGCAGACAGCCUACUGACCUCAAGUCAGUAGAAACAAUCUCUACUACAUCUAGAAUCAUAGCAAAAUUAAAACUGGUGGAUACCCAGGACGGGCAAAAGAAGGCUGCCUUGCUGCCCCAUGGCCUUCCGUCUCCUGGAAGGCAGGAGGCCUUCUGCCUGCACACACGCAGCUGACUCCCCCCUUUGGCCUCUCAGGAGCUGCCUGUGCACAGCCCUUGGGCCAGAGCCCAUCCAGCACACAUGGCUGGCCCCUGGAGCCAGGCUCCGUAACACUGUGACCCUGACUGGGGCAUCAGGGGAUGUGUCCACAAUGACUGAGGUUUGCUUGAUAGGUGGCAUGGACCAGAGUCCUUAGCAGGAGUCUAGGAUUAGGGGCCUCUGGCACCAGGGGCACCAGGUGUUUCUCAUCCCAGGACCCCCUUAUGGGCCAGUGGAACUUCUGCAAUUCCAUGAUUCCUUUCUUUGAGCCCCUGACACUCAGCAGAUGCCAGUCCAUCCUCUCCCUGCCCCUUCUAGACCUCAUUUUAAAAUGAGGAAACCAUAGUUCAUACAACUUAAGUGAAUUGCUAGAGGUGAUAUAGACAAUAAGUGGCAGAGCCAGGGCUAAAACUCAGGUUUCCGAGUAUAGAAUCUUUAUACUUCCUUAAGGUUUUCCACUAAAAAAAAAAAAAAAAAAGUAGAUGCAAAUUAUCUCAGGGAUGAUCUUUAGUAGCACAAUCAGAGAACAUACUAUCCAACCCAGCUAGGGGCUGUUUACAUCUAGGUUUCCACUUCUUCUCACUGUUCUCUUAUGCUUUCAGCUCUUUCCCAUCAUCCCAGCUAAGGAGCUAUGUGGUAGGCAGAAUAAUAGCCCCUCAGAGAGGUCCUGUCCUAAUCCCUAGAACCUGAGAAUAUGUUACACUACAUGGCAAAGAGGCAUUAGGUAGCAGAUGGGGUGAAGGUUGCUAAACAGCUCAUUUUACAAUAGGGAGAUUAUCCUGGAUUAUCUGAGUGGGCCCAAUAUUACAAGUGUCCUUAAAAAGUGGAAGAGACCGGGCUUCCCUGGUGGUGCAGUGGUUGAGAGUCCGCCUGCCGAUGCAGGGGACACGGGUUCGUGCCCUGGUCCGGGAAGAUCCCACAUGCCGCGGAACGGCUGGGCCCGUGAGCCAUGGCCGCUGAGCCUGCGCGUCUGGAGCCUGUGCUCCACAACGGGAGAGGCCACAACAGUGAGAGGCCCGCGUACUGCAUAAAAAAAAAAAAAAAAAAAAAAAGUGGAAGAGACCAUCAGAGUGUGCAGCAAUGGCCAAAACAAAUGCUCAGAACCUUCCCAGCAAGAAAGAAGAGCUGCUGAAACAUCUGGACCACCUGAAGGUGGAGCUCUCCCAGGUGCACAUCGCCAAAGUGACAGGUGGCAUAUGGUCCAAGCUCCCGGAGACCUGAGCUGUCUGCCAGUCUGUCACCCUUGUUCUCACCAUCAUUAACCAGAUUCAGAAGGAGAACCUCAGAAAGUUCAUAAGCCCCAGGAUCUGCUGCCCAAAAAAGCAUGUGCCCUGCACCGCAGGCUCAACAAGUACAAGUACAAGGAGAACCUGGAGAUCAAGAAACAGCAGCUGAAGGAGCAGCCAUAGAGGACCCACCGUGGGAACCCACAGUCAGGGCCAGAGCAUUGGCAUUAAUAAAACACACACUGACUGGGGGCAGAGCAGGGAGGUGAGCAGCUGUACUGGCUUUGAAGGAAGAGGAAAGGGGCCAUAAGCCAAGGAACGUGGGCAGCCUCUAGAAACUGGAAAGGCCCCUAGAGUCUCCAGAAAGAAAUGCAGUCUUGUCCACAUCUUGACUUUAGGCCAGUGAGAUCCAUUCUCAACUCCUGAACUGCCAAAUUGUAAGAUAAUAAGUUUGUGUUGUUUAAGCCUAGGUUUAUGAUAAUUUGUUAUAGCAGCAAUAGGAACUAAUACAGGCACCUUCCAACUGCAUUUUCUAUACUUCUCAGAAAAAAUGCUGCAUUUUAAAGCACUAGAUCUGAGUUCCUAAUUUUUCCUUAUUAUCUUAGUUAUACUCUUCUGCAAAAAUAUGGCUCUACAGUUCUUCAUUUAAUAUGGAAACUAAAAACAGAAUCUAACAAAACAAAUAUUUUUUUCCAAAUUGCCUUAGUUUUUAUUUCAGAAAAGUUUGUCCAAAAGGAGAGUGGGUUAGAGCCCAUCUCUAGUGCAGUUGAUUACUUUCCUAUUGAGGAACCUCUAUUAUUCAUUGGUGAGUGGAGCACCAAGGCAUGGUUAACUUCAGUUUUCAACAGAAGUUCACUUCCUCACAACUUUCAUUCCAUUCCUUAAAAUGUUUCACUCUGCAAAGAACCAGGGCAGACGGUACUAGCCUUAUUUGGGUCACAGACCUUUUCAGAAUCUAAAGGCAGCUGUAGACAUUCUCCCCAGAAGAAAACAUAUAAACACAUAUACAAAUAACUUUUUUGUACCUUUUUUUUGCAAUGGAAAUUGAAUUAUUUUACAGAGACUAUAACGUAUCUUCCUAAAGUCUUAUCUCUGUUGUUCUCACCACAUUUUUCUUGACAUUAAUGCCUAUUUUCCUCAAACACCUGAGAUAAAUGCAAAUUUUUCAAGUAAAAAUAAAGUUGAAUUCAGCUCAAAAGUAAGCUUCUACAAGAAGGCUGAUGUUUGGCUUUGAUAUUAAAAUUACGGAGUGGUUUUUUUGACACAGCAAUAGACUUAUUAUUUUUGACAUCUGUUUGACUAUGACUUUUCAGUAUCACAGCAAUAAGUGCUUAAAAUACUGAUUUGGCAAAAGAAAACAGUAACAAACAAAAUGGGAGCUGCUGUGGCUUUAUUAGAUGAGGGUUAGGCAUAGUGAGAUUCCUAGAGUUCUCCAAAAUCCUUGUUGAGAUCAUGCUUUGAGAAGUCUGCAUCAUUAAUGCUUUGUCAUUUUUUUUUU